This is a messenger RNA of Trypanosoma cruzi, 1968 nucleotides long. RefSeq lists its product as uncharacterized. The record is from RefSeq and is a predicted model, not a curated record. The transcript has a single exon. The coding region runs from base 1 to 1968 and encodes 655 amino acids. Lineage: Eukaryota; Euglenozoa; Kinetoplastea; Trypanosomatida; Trypanosomatidae.
AUGGUAAUAAUAAUAAUAAUUAUUAUUAUUAUUAUUAUGCAUAUAGAAAGAUGCUGUUUUCUCUUUCAACAUUCCACAAAACUCCCAUCUUUCCUCCAAGUGGGAGGAAUAAUACUUGACAACAUCACUUCUGAUUGUGACAACGUGAUGCCCUGUAUCCGUGACGCCUGCCACCUCCCCCUCCCAAUAUUUUUUUUUUUUCAUUGGAUGCCAAGUAACAAUUCGCUAGGAAGUCCAUUCAUGGCGUGGGUGACCGCGACGAGCUCAGAGGAAGGCAAAUCGAAGUCACCUGUUUCCGGUGCGACGUUGUCCCCGACGCCGUUGGACAGAAAUGAGGCAGCGGAUCACAACGCCGGUCCCCGCAUGAGCCACAACAUUCAUGGGUCUAAGGCAUUCGAAGGCGCCCCGCAGUCUUCACACCGUGCUGGUGAAGAAGAGGAUCAUGCCAUUUUGCUGCCGAAGCCUCCCCUGAAAAGUGCUCCACGCGAAAUGGAGAAUCAUGAAUCUGACACGUGUGCCAAACACGGGGAUAGCGGGGUGAAGCUCCCGGAAAAGAAAUGCAAUGAAAUGGGGAGCAAUGGGCGGUUACAAUCGGCAAAUGACACGUUAACUGCCACGUUGAGGUUGUAUGAAGGGGAUCUUAAGGCGGAUAAUAAUAACGACGAUGAUGAUGAUGAGUUUGGAGAUUUUGUGGGGGUCACUUCCAGGCCGGUAUCGGAACCCGUCGCCAUCCCGGAGCAGCCAAUGGUGGGGAGAAACGAGCCACCGCAUGUUUUUAUAAAUCAGCAGGAGAAGGAGCAUCAUCACGGAAAAGGAGGAGGAAAAAGUGAGAGCGGUCAAUUGAAUACGCUCACGUUUCAUACCGUUGCGUCUGCUUCUGCUGAACCGAGAGCAACAACGAUGGGCUCCCCAGGAUGUGUGUGUGUCGAUGCGGAUAGGCUCGACAUGAUUAACGCUUCACCCGUUGUCGUGAAAGACGAGGGUGCAGAAGAGGCGGAGGAGUACACGCACAGGGAGACACACGUCGUUGAGGGAAGAGACGACGAAGGGGCGGAGAAUGAACGAGAGCACCAUCACAACAACCAGCAGCAUGAGGAGGAGGAGGAGGACGACGAAGAAGAGGAGGAGUGGGCCGCAUUUACGGAUGCCGCUGUUCCUCCAAAUCCACCCCUACAAAAACAACUGGUGACUGCAGGGGAAGCUCCAGGGAUUAGUGACAUGUGUGUAGAGGAAGAUACUCAUGCAACACGCAGUGGGCGACAAUUUGUCUUUCGUCGAGACAUGGACAUUGCCCGAAUUAUUCUUCAGCUUCGCGAGCUCAGCGGAUGUGUGCUCGACACGGAGGAAUGUAACGGUUGUCAUGAUGAUGGCAUCGAGCAGCAGCAGAGUGACGCCGGCAGUAGCAGCGGCGAAGAUCGAAAAGGGAAGCAAUCGCGGCGUGAACUUCUUCUUGCGGUCAUGGACGCCCUCUCCUUCAGAAGACGUGAUUCAGUCAAUAGAGUGGAAGAAACACCGCCCGUGGGUGGCGGUCCAUGUGUCACCCCUGGUAGUUUGGCUUUCCAUUGCAAGCCCUUGGGCACACCGCCAUGUAUCGGGGGAAGCUGUGAAGGGCGUCAUGAUACACCGCUGCCGCAGCCGCAGCUGCCCGAUCAGGCGUCCGCGACGUUGGACGGCAUUAUAGAUCCCUUUGCGGCCCUGCGGCUUGCCGAGCGGCACACGACACAACGUCGUGAGCAGUUGGAGUCGGUCCUCCUCCAGGCUUCUCGAGUGCGGCAACGUGCCAUACCUGUUUGUGAAGCUAUUACCAAGGUAAGGAAUCUUGCCAUGGAAUAUGAACAAGAAAAACAAAAAGAGCAGCAAACAUCGGAUAAAGAAAAGGAAUCGACGUGGCAUAUUCACCCAACUUUACCAACGCCAUGCAUUGGAGGAAGCCUCUUCCCUGCAUUCUCUUUGAGACUGCCCUUUUAG